Molecule: messenger RNA, 2536 nt
Organism: Lathyrus oleraceus (garden pea)
Lineage: Eukaryota; Viridiplantae; Streptophyta; Magnoliopsida; Fabales; Fabaceae
Product: BRASSINOSTEROID INSENSITIVE 1-associated receptor kinase 1
Exons: 12
Coding region: 412-2325 (637 amino acids)
Biological process (GO): protein phosphorylation
Molecular function (GO): ATP binding; protein kinase activity
Source: RefSeq, a predicted model, not a curated record
GACACUGCCACUGUACGAGUACUAUAAGGAUUUGGUUCUAAAGAUUGUUAGUAGCACAAUCUAUUUACUAUACCAAAAAAAUACUACUAUUUGGUUUAUUUAUUUCAAUUCAAAGUUUGAAGCUUCUUUCUGACGGUGGCGCAUCAAAACCGUUGGAUUAAGAAAGGUCACAGGAUCUUACAAUGAGCUUGUCACACGAGAUCAUAACCCACGCUCUCUCUCUCUCUCUCCUCCCAAUCGCUCGUCGCCGCCGAUCGGAGAGACGCUUUAGCAAUCGGCUUAAUCCUCUUCGACUCGAUUGGCUGAAACUUCAUCGCUAUUGGCAUUAAAAAAUAGCGUCUCUUCGAUUUCUGAAUCAAAGCUGAUGGAGGCAGAUGAGAGAUUAGGUUUUGCAAUUCUCUGCCGGAAUCCAUGCUUGCCCGCGAAGAGAAAAGUUCGAGAGAGAAAAAGUUCAGAUACACACGAUGCACCACCGUAACUUCAUACAUAGAAUCCAAAUCUAACGGUUCAGAAUCAAUUUGCAAAAGUGAUCUUUCUUCCUACAAGGCCUCUUCCAAUCCAGAAGGUGAUGCACUGAAUGCAUUGAAGAACAACUUGCAGGAUCCUAACAAUGUUCUUCAAAGCUGGGAUUCUACCCUUGUCAAUCCCUGCACGUGGUUUCAUGUUACAUGCAAUGUUGAUAGCAGCGUGACCCGUGUUGAUCUUGGAAAUGCGGCACUUUCUGGUACACUGGUUUCAAACCUUGGCGAUCUCCCAAAUUUGCAGUACUUGGAACUUUAUAAUAAUAAUAUAACAGGUAAAAUCCCAGAAGAGCUAGGAAAUUUGGUAAACUUGGAGAGUUUGGAUCUUUACUUGAACAAUAUGAGCGGUACUAUACCUAAUACAUUGGGCAAGCUUCAAAAACUGCGUUUCCUGCGUCUCAAUAAUAACACCCUGACGGGCCGCAUUCCCUUGUCUUUGACAAAUGUUUCUUCGCUGCAAGUUCUUGAUCUCUCAAACAACAAUCUAGAAGGGGAUGUUCCAGUGACUGGUUCGUUUUCAUUGUUUACCCCUGUCAGUUAUAAAAAUAAUCCUCGCUUGACACAACCGAGAAUCGUUCCUGUGCCAACUCCUCCAUUGUCACCAGCCUCUUCAGGUAGCAGUAAUACUGGAGCUAUUGCUGGAGGAGUUGCUGCUGGUGCUGCUCUGUUGUUUGCUGCCCCUGCAAUUGCACUUACUUAUUGGCGAAAAAGAAAACCACGUGCUCAUUUCUUUGACGUUCCUGCUGAGGAAGAUCCUGAAGUUCACCUUGGUCAGCUUAAAAGGUUUUCUCUACGUGAGCUGCUAGUAGCGACAGAUAACUUCAGUAACAAACACAUUCUAGGUAGAGGUGGAUUUGGAAAGGUUUAUAAAGGACGUUUAGUUGAUGGCAGUCUUGUAGCAGUAAAAAGACUUAAAGAGGAACGUACACAAGGCGGGGAGCUGCAAUUUCAAACAGAAGUUGAAAUGAUCAGCAUGGCUGUGCAUCGUAAUUUGCUCCGGCUUCGUGGUUUUUGCAUGACAUCUACUGAACGCUUGCUUGUGUAUCCUUUCAUGGCCAAUGGAAGUGUAGCAUCAUGUUUACGAGAACGUAAUGAUUCUGUUCCGCCACUUGAGUGGCCUAGGCGAAAAAAUAUUGCGCUGGGAUCUGCUAGGGGGCUUGCUUACUUGCAUGACCAUUGUGACCCUAAGAUUAUUCAUCGUGAUGUGAAAGCUGCAAAUAUAUUGUUGGAUGAGGAUUUCGAAGCAGUUGUUGGAGAUUUCGGUUUAGCAAAGCUUAUGGAUUAUAAAGAUACCCAUGUUACUACAGCUGUCCGUGGUACGAUUGGGCAUAUAGCACCGGAGUACCUGUCAACUGGAAAGUCUUCAGAAAAGACUGAUGUUUUUGGAUACGGUGUGAUGCUUCUUGAACUAAUAACUGGACAGAGGGCUUUUGAUCUAGCACGACUUGCCAAUGAUGAUGAUGUGAUGUUGCUUGAUUGGGUUAAAGGACUUCUCAAAGACAAGAAGUUGGAAACACUUGUAGAUGCAGAAUUAACGGGAAAUUAUGAUGAUGAUGAGGUAGAGAAGUUAAUCCAAGUGGCUUUACUAUGCACACAAGGGUCGCCGAUGGAAAGACCAAAGAUGUCUGAGGUGGUGAGAAUGCUAGAAGGUGAUGGUUUGGCAGAAAAAUGGGAGCAAUGGCAGAAAGAAAAGACGUAUCGACAAGAUUUUAACAACAACCACAUGCAUCACCCUAAUGCAAAUUGGAUGAUAGUCGAUUCAACUUCACAUAUCCAGCCAGAUGAACUCUCAGGUCCAAGAUGAUCCUUUCAACAUUCGGUCAUAUCAACAAAGUGAAUACACAAUCCUUCCUCUACCUGAAGAUGCUCUCUGUUGGAAAGAGAUAAACUUGAUUAUUUUUUCAUAUAAUUUUCACCCUCUCUUCUACUUAAUAUUUUAUUAAUUAGUGUCUUGUGAGACUAAGAUGAUACAAUGUCAAAAUAGAAAAAUUUAACCAAUAAACAAGAUUCAAAUC